This is a messenger RNA of Heterocephalus glaber (naked mole-rat), 749 nucleotides long. Its product is annotated as diazepam-binding inhibitor-like 5. Gene Ontology annotation, molecular function: fatty-acyl-CoA binding. The record is from RefSeq and is a predicted model, not a curated record. Lineage: Eukaryota; Metazoa; Chordata; Mammalia; Rodentia; Bathyergidae. Gene Ontology annotation, biological process: fatty acid metabolic process. Gene Ontology annotation, cellular component: mitochondrion.
GGCUGCACGCCGCUUCGCACGCACGCGCGCUCCUCGCCAACGAACCCGAGGCCUCGAGGCCGCCAAGCCCACAGCGCCUCCUCUCGGCCAUACAGGAUCAUAGAAGCCUUUGAAACUUUUACUGUUUCAAAGAAAACAGAAAAUGCACUGUGAGGCAGAUCCAAUCCAGCAGCCUCACGUGUGUACAGCUUUCCCCCCCUCGACCUUUAGUGUCUGGUGUCACCUGGAAAGAACAGAGGGACUCAGCCUCAAGUACCCCAAUGUGCCAAGCAGAGUUUGAGUUGGCCUGGGCUGCCAUCAAGCAGCUGAAGCGUCCUUUGAGUGACCAGGAGAAACUGCUGGUGUACAGCUUCUACAAACAGGCCACUCAGGGUGACUGCAACAUCCCUGCCCCUCCUGACUCGGAUGUGAAAGCCAAAGCCAAGUGGGAGGCAUGGGACGUGAACAAAGGGAUGUCCAAGACAGAUACCGUGAAGGUCUACAUUGCCAAAGUGGAACAGCUGAAGAAAAAGGAGGCUGAUUAGGGACAGUUUAGCAGGCAGAGGUAGCAUGGCUCCUCUGGUAAGGAAUGGGCUUCUUAAAAGAUCUUAAAGGCUGAAAUGUCCUGAAAGGGUAGUAAGAUUAGCUAAGACAUCAAUAAAGCACUUAAACUGCCUAAGAAUGACUAUGUUGUUGGGAAAGAGAAACUCAGUGACUUGAGAGUCCUAGGGAAGUGUCUAAAUAAAAAAACGAAUCUUGGGCCGGGAAUU